UGCGCGCGCCCUCAAGUCCAGCUUCAGCAGCAGCACGCGCACCUCAGGAGACAGGAUCGGGCAUCUGCAGAGCCCGACACGUUUCUAAAUAAAACCGGAAUAACGCCAUGAGAUUACAUCGUCUUUGAUGGAGGUGAUGUUUUGGUAGGAACCUCUAUCGUAAGAUGCUGUGGUGUUGCGCGAGGAUCCUGAACACCACAAUGAAGCUGCUAUUUUUGGUGGCACUCUUAUGGCGCGGGGCAUUGUGCGGAUCUCCGAGCGUCCAGAUUGGUGGUUUAUUUCCCAGGGGCGCAGAUCAGGAAUACAGUGCAUUCCGAGUUGGCAUGGUUCAGUUUGGGAUGACAGAUUUCAGGCUAACUCCACACAUAGAUAACCUGGAGGUGGCCAACAGCUUUGCUGUUACUAACUGCUUUUGUUCCCAGUUCUCUCGGGGUGUCUAUGCCAUUUUUGGCUUCUAUGACAAGAAAUCGGUCAACACCAUCACAUCCUUUUGUGAGACACUUCAUGUCUCCUUCAUUACACCUUCUUUCCCAGCAGAAGGAAUGAAUCAGUUUGUUCUCCAAAUGAGGCCGGACAUCAAGGGGCCACUAGUUUCAUUAGUGGAAUACUACAAAUGGGAAAAGUUUGCCUAUCUGUAUGACAGUGAUCGAGGUCUUUCGACUCUUCAGGUAAUACUGGACACUGCAGCAGAGAAAAAAUGGGUCGUCACUGCAAUAAAUGUAGGAAACCUGAAAGAUGAGAGAAAGGAUGAAGCCUACCGGUCCCUGUUUCAGGACCUGGAGAUCCGUAAGGAACGGCGCAUCAUACUGGACUGCGAACAAGAUAAAGUGAAAGACAUCAUGGAGCAGGUGAUCACUAUAGGCAGGCACGUGAAAGGAUAUCACUAUAUCAUCGCAAACUUGGGUUUUGUGGAUGGUGACCUCUCUAAAAUCCAGUAUGGAGGUGCAAAUGUGUCUGGCUUUCAGAUUGUAGAUUUUGAUGAUCCUGUGGUGGCAAAGUUUGAUCAGCGAUGGGAGGCUUUGGAAGAAAAGGAGUAUCCUGGAGCUGAUAUAAGGAUUAGAUAUACUUCAGCCCUCACCUAUGAUGCAGUCCAUGUGAUGACUGAGGCAUUCCGAUUCCUGCACAAGCAAAGAAUAGAUAUAAGUCGUCGUGGCAACAGUGGGGACUGUCUAGCUAAUCCAGCAGUGCCCUGGGCGCAGGGGGUGGAAAUUGAGCGUGCCCUCAAACAGGUGCAUGUAGAUGGUUUAACAGGGAAUAUACAGUUUGACCAGUACGGGAAAAGGAUCAACUAUUCGGUGACCAUCAUGGAGCUUAGGAACAGUGGACCUGUUAAGAUUGGGUAUUGGAAUGAGGUGGAUAAGAUGGUUCUGACAAAGUCAGACCUUUACCCAAAUGACACAAUGGGAAUGGAAAAUAAGACUGUCAUCGUUACAACAAUACUGGAAGCACCGUAUGUGAUGCUAAAGAAGAAUGCUGAAUUGUUUCAAGACAAUGACCGUUAUGAAGGUUACUGUGUCGACCUGGCUGCGGAGAUUGCAAAGCACUGUGGGAUACGCUACCAGCUAAGGAUUGUGGGAGAUGGCAAAUAUGGAGCAAGAGAUGCUGAAACCAAAAUCUGGAAUGGUAUGGUUGGAGAGCUGGUAUAUGGGAAAGCAGAUAUAGCUAUUGCUCCCCUGACAAUCACUCUUGUCCGUGAAGAGGUGAUAGAUUUCUCCAAACCCUUCAUGUCUUUGGGAAUCUCCAUCAUGAUUAAAAAGCCACAAAAAUCCAAACCAGGUGUUUUCUCCUUUCUGGACCCGCUGGCCUAUGAAAUCUGGAUGUGCAUUGUCUUUGCCUACAUAGGAGUUAGUGUUGUUCUCUUUCUGGUAUCCAGGUUCAGCCCUUAUGAAUGGACGCUUGAGGAGCCAGAAGAUGGAGCCUUGCCAUUAACCACUGAAUCCACCAAUGAGUUUGGGAUCUUUAAUUCUCUUUGGUUUUCUUUGGGUGCUUUCAUGCGACAGGGUUGUGACAUCUCACCAAGGUCUCUUUCAGGACGUAUAGUUGGUGGGGUGUGGUGGUUUUUCACUCUGAUCAUUAUCUCAUCAUACACUGCUAACCUGGCUGCCUUCCUCACGGUGGAGAGGAUGGUGUCUCCCAUUGAGAGUGCUGAAGACCUGGCUAAGCAGACGGAGAUAGCAUAUGGAACACUGGACUCUGGAUCCACCAAGGAGUUUUUCAGGCGUUCUAAAAUCGCCUUGUUUGACAAGAUGUGGCAGUACAUGAAAAACGCAGAACCUUCAGUUUUUGUCAAGAAAACAUCAGAGGGUGUCCAGCGUGUCAGGAAAUCCAAGGGAAAGUACGCUUACCUGCUGGAGUCCACCAUGAAUGAGUACAUCGAGCAGAGGAAACCCUGUGACACAAUGAAAGUUGGAGGAAACCUGGACUCAAAAGGCUAUGGCAUCGCCACACCAAAAGGAUCCCCAUUAAGAAAUGCGGUGAACCUGGCGGUGUUAAAGUUGAACGAGCAGGGGCUGCUGGACAAACUGAAAAACAAGUGGUGGUAUGACAAGGGAGAAUGCGGCAGCGGAGGAGGGGAGAGCAAGGAGAAGACCAGCGCACUCUCUCUUAGUAAUGUAGCAGGAGUCUUCUACAUCCUGGUUGGAGGUCUGGGAUUAGCCAUGAUGGUGGCACUGGUCGAGUUUUGCUACAAGAGUCGUGCAGAAGCCAAAAAAAUGAAGAUGAAAUUCACGGAUGCGAUGCGCUCCAAAGCUCGUCUGUCUAUCACAGGAUCGACCAGCGAGAAUGGUCGUGUUCCAGUGGCUUACCUCCGUCCUGGAUUACCCAUGAGUCUCAGCAUGACUGAUCUCUCCUGACUACAUCCAAGCCAGUGCCUUACAGCUAGAAAGACUGGACAGAUGUCUACCCACCACUUGGCUGUCAGGCUUCAGCAAAGACCUGCCCAUCAACGAAGAGAGUCACUUGACCAUCAGUGAGAAGAAUGGCUGUUCAUAUACAAAUUCAUGAAAAGCAAUCAAGCACAGUGGACAGUUUUCUAAUCAAAUACACAUCAUUGUUUAAUGGAUUUUUUCCCCCUCUUGUACAGACAACAAGAAACAAUGAUGCUAACGCAAUAACCAUAUUAAUCAGGAAUGUGAUCAGGAGUUAUAAAAGCAGACUGAUGGAAUGAAAUAUCACAUCCAUAAAAUAUUAGUAAUUGUGGUAGCAUAUUGCUAUUGUUCCUAUUUUUUCUCCUUAUUUUUCCCUGAAAAUCCCUAAUGAGUGGAAACUUUUACCAGAUUAAGGGAUGCAUGGACUGGCAACCACAGGUACACAGUAUAAACACUUCUACAACACAACACUACAAAAACAUACAAAUUUUAUGCAGGGAUGGGCUGAAAUGGGUUAAAAAAGUACCUGAGCAAGGUGUGAUACCGAAAGCAUCAACAAAUGCAAUCUGAGAAAGUGAAUAUUCCUGGCUCAAACUGGCCACUCAUCAGUAUUACGAUUAAAAUGAAGCAAUUACUAAUGUUUAUAAUGCAUUUCAUGAAAUGUUGUCCACUCCAAGAUAUGUUAAAUAAUUAAACAAAAUUCCCCAAAUAUUUAAUGUUUAAUCCAAUUAAAAAUUUUAAUUGGAUUCUUGGUAACAUGAAUAUUUUAUAGUUUUUGCAGAAUUACUGUAAAUAUGUUUACAUUUUCCUCUUGUUCAUUGGGCAAUAGCUUAACAGUGAUUUAUGUUUGACUGUGUGACACACAGCUCUAAACGUUUAAUGAUCAGCAUAUGAAAUUAUAAAAUAGACAUAAUAAAUCAUGUUGAAUCAGUUAAAUAUAUUUUAACACCUUGUGUAAACAGCACAUUGGCAGUUUUUACAUUCCUCGUUUUUCAUGCUGUACUGUUAACUACAGGAUCAUAAAUUUAGCCAUAGCCAGAUUUAACCAUUAUUAUAUACACAAAAUAGAGUUAGGAAAACUAGAUGGAGAUUCAACCCUGGUUAUGGACAAAUCACACGGUGUGGUUAGUAAGGGAAGUUUUACUUGUUGGUGAUAAGAAAGAAAAAUGUAUGUUAGCAGAAGCAAACUCCAAUGCAAGGUGUCCCAGCAAGUUAAAGACUGAGAUAGGUGGUAUACACUCAGAACUGGGUCAAAUAAAGGGAAAACACACACAAACAUAGGCUUGAAUUAAAAUCAGCUAAGUGAAGGUGAAUUAAAACGAUCAAAAACUGCAGGUCAGAUUGAGUUUUAGAGCAAAGUUCUGUGAAGCAUCAGCCCCAGGUUAGCUUCAGUGCUUAUCUAAAUAUUAUUGGUUUUAUCCAUAAAUAAAUACACAGAAAAUAGCAACUUUAAGUGUGUGCAGUUAUUUAAUAUACUGGUAUCCUUACUGAAUAUGGACACUAACAGGGACUAAAAAAUACACAUACAAGUCGCAUAAAUUGUGUAGCUGUUUGGCAGCUAUUGGCAGUCAUUUGUCAUGAAGACACUGAAGGGGUACUUUGAUCAUUUUUUGUUGCACUUCCACAAAGUGAAGAUAUUUAAAAUUCCUUAAUAAGCUCUAAAAACAGAAACACACAUUCAUAAGGCAUUCAAUAGGGCUAUUUCAUGAAUCCCAAUUAAUUGGUAACACCCUACACAUGUCAGUAUGCUUUGUUUGUAAUAUAAUAAUUUUUUUAACCUCCUAGGACCUGGCGUCCACAUAUGUGGACAUCACAUUUUGGGUUAUUUAGACUAAAAUACUCAAUUUUGCUCUACAAGGGCCUGAUAUCCACUUACAAGGACAUCAUACUGCUACUGUUCUAUCAAAAUUUUAAAUGAAUAUCCUCAUAUGUGGCUCUUAUUUUUUUCUUAAAAACAAAAAUACGGUAAAAAAAAAUAAUCUGGUAAUUCUUUGUUUUUACAUUCAUCGGCCCCCAAUCAGCCCAAAUAUCAAAGAGAAAUUAAAAAAGCAUGCCGUGGAAGAGUUCGGGUCUUAGGAGGUUAAAACUGAUCUGAAACCAGUUAAAAACCAGUUUUUAUUCUUCUUUUCUUGUAGAAACCACUCUUUUUUUCACAGAUCUUUCUUGGUAAUUUGGUUUUGCAUGGCAUCUAUGACUGUAUAUUCACCAUUUGAACUGCUGAUAAGUAAAAAUUGAAAGGCACAAUAAAGUGCAACCCACUGGCAGCAAAAUAGGCUAAUGUUACUCAUAUCAGUGCUAUAUUAUAAACAAUCACUUUCUGUUGGCUGCUGUAGUGUAGUAAAUUAUCUAUUAUCUAGAUCUAGAAUUUAAAAAUUGCAUUUAAUUUUAAAGACACGCUCUAUUUUCUUUAAAGAAAAAAAGACUAUCAGACAAAUAAAUAAUUUAUUCAAAACAGAAUCAGAACGUUUGCAUUCAAAGAUCUAAACAAAAAAUGUGUGUCUAAAUUACAUCUUGCUCUCACCCUAUGGCAGUUGGGAUAGGCUCCCC
This is a messenger RNA of Pelmatolapia mariae (spotted tilapia), 5414 nucleotides long. RefSeq names its product glutamate receptor 2-like. Gene Ontology annotation, biological process: modulation of chemical synaptic transmission; synaptic transmission, glutamatergic; monoatomic ion transport. Lineage: Eukaryota; Metazoa; Chordata; Actinopteri; Cichliformes; Cichlidae. The record is from RefSeq and is a predicted model, not a curated record. The coding region runs from base 165 to 2852 and encodes 895 amino acids. The transcript has 19 exons. Gene Ontology annotation, molecular function: transmitter-gated monoatomic ion channel activity involved in regulation of postsynaptic membrane potential; AMPA glutamate receptor activity. Gene Ontology annotation, cellular component: postsynaptic density membrane; AMPA glutamate receptor complex; plasma membrane.